Diplodia corticola is the source of this 3441-nucleotide messenger RNA. RefSeq names its product protein stu1. Gene Ontology annotation, cellular component: mitotic spindle; mitotic spindle midzone; spindle microtubule. Lineage: Eukaryota; Fungi; Ascomycota; Dothideomycetes; Botryosphaeriales; Botryosphaeriaceae. Gene Ontology annotation, molecular function: microtubule binding. Gene Ontology annotation, biological process: mitotic spindle assembly; astral microtubule depolymerization. The transcript is spliced from 3 exons. The record is from RefSeq and is a predicted model, not a curated record. The coding region runs from base 1 to 3441 and encodes 1146 amino acids.
AUGGAGGACCAGGCAGCGAGCCUUUUGGCUACGCUGAAGAAGCCUUCGGCUCCGGUCGACCGCAAAUUGACGCAAUUCAACACCCUCAAGAGCAGCAUCAAGCAUGAGCGCGUACCCCAGGAGUGCACGCCGACCAUCUUCGAAUGCGUGCGCCUUGCCAUCGCCGCGCAAACCUCGACCACCCUCGUGUCCACCGGCUUCUCGACCCUCGGACACAUCAUCAAACGCCUGAGUCUGCAGAGCCAGACCCAGAUCGUCGCCCAGCAGUCCGACCAGCUGCUGCCCAUCCUCCUUGACAGGCUGGGCGAUGCGCGCGAAAGCCAACGCAAUGCCGCCUCGCAGGCGCUGUCUGACAUCUGGCCCUACAACCACGCCGGCGUCGAGAGCAUAGUCCGCGAGGGCGCCCUGGGCGGCACCAACUCGCGCGCAAAGGAAAUCGCCAUGCAAUGGGUCGUCAAGAUGCACGCUAGCGACAACCUUCCGUUCAAGAGCUUCGUCCCGUACCUGGUGGCAAACCUGGAAGAUCCCGACGGCAUGGUCAGAGAGUCUGCGAAAUCAGCCGUUGUGGAAUUGUUCAGGAACGCGCCGGAUCACGCGAAGAACGACCUCAAGAAAAAAAUGAGCACGCACAACGUGCGGAAGACGAUCACAAACUACAUCGUAUCCCACCUUGGCCUUCCCGGAGCUACCGCUGAAGUGGAAACCAAGCCAUCUAUGGUAUCCAUCCCCACCCUGCCCAUUCUGCCGUCGGAGGCUAGGAUGGCCGACAGUGUAGCGCCCGAGUCGCGCCCGCCACCCACUGAGACGAUUUCCAUGGAGCCCCUGUACGUGUACAGCCACAGGGAGCUGGACGACAUGUUCAGGGACAUGCACCAGCAUUUCGAGGGGAGGGAGUCGGAACACAACUGGCUCCCCAGAGAAAAGGCCGUCUUGAAGAUUCGUCGGAUGCUCAAGGGAAACGCGCCAACAGAGCACGAGUCCGUAUUCGUCGCCGGAGUUUUGAGCUUGCGAGACGGUAUUCUGAAAGUCUGCAACUCGCUGAGAACGACUCACGCCAGCAACGGAUGCCAGCUGGUGCAGGAGCUCGCGCGGGCCAUGGGCCCCGCUAUUGAUCCCAUGGUGGAGAUCAUGCUGCAAAACUUUAUCAAGAUGUGCGCCAAUACCAAGAACAUUGCUGCGCAAAAUGGCAAUGCGACGGUGGAUACCAUCUUCGCGCAUGCUACAUACACGAACAGAAUGAUGCAGCACGUUGCGUUUGCUUGUACGGACAAGAACGUCCAGCCGCGCCAGUUCUCAGCGGGUUGGUUAAAGACACUGCUCCAGAAGAACCUUUCUCACAAGGCUCACUUCGAGCAUGCUGGAGGUCUGGACUCUGCGAUCACCAGCAUGAAGAAGGGUCUUGUGGAUGCCAACCCGAAAGUCCGUGAGAACUACAGGGCAACUUACUGGGCUUUCUUCAAAUGGUGGCCUGAUAGGGCUGAAGCUAUUAUGGAGACGCUGGAUGCGAAGGCGCAAUCACUACUCCAAAAGGAUCCGAACAAUCCCAAUGCCACGGCAGCUCCAGCUAGCAGCAAGGGUCCAGUCUCGAAGCUCAAACCGCAAUCAUCUCGCUCAUCUUUGAAGGACACAAUCGCUGCGCAGAGGAAAGCUGCUCUCGCGGCGAAGAAGAUGCCUGAGCGUCCAAGCUCUGCGCAAGCUAACCUUUCCCCGGUCAAGCCUUCCGCUGCAGACCGCCCCGCUGGUUCUCUCUCGAAGUCUGUGCACGGACGGCCGCCCUCUGCGUUAUCAACCUCUAGGAAUGCCACGGGCGAGAAGACAUCCUCCGCCAGCGGAGGUGGUGGCCUGAUGUCAAAGCCUGUUCGCCGGCCUCGCAUGGUACCUCGCCCCCAGACCGCAGACCCGUACGCGUCCAGGAACAGGAACAUCGAGCGUGCAGAGACCCCGUCCAUGAGUCCAGUUGGUAGCCCAGACAGGGGCACGACCAAGAAGGCCAGCACUUUGAAGGGUAGGCCCCGCGCGCCAUCUAACAAGAACAGCCCCGUCGUCAGCCCGCCGAGACCGAAGUCUCGUUUGGAGGCUAUGCACCGAAAGUCUCCAAGCCUGGGUAGUGUGACUGCGAGCCCGUCGAAGGCAGAGGAUCUUACAAUGGUUAUGCCGUUUAGGCAACGUCCUUCGCUAGACCACGCCAUGACCUCGGACGGUAGACUUGGCCAAUACGAUGAUGAUAGCUUCACGAUGGUAAUCCCUAAAGUUAAUUUCUCUCGAUCUGAAAACCAAAGAUUCUCCCCACAUGCGACCCCAUCCAAGAUCCCUUCACCACGGCCACUUUCCUUGUCCGCCAGCCUUGGUGUCAGCUCUCCAGAACUCCGCGCAUUAACGCAGAACAAGAACCAGAAGUCGAAGUCGCCUGAGCGCGCAAUCAAUGACGCUAUCUCGACUGAAGAGGUCAAGGUCUACGAGGAUCCUCUGGCUAGCGAAUCUCAAAGACCAUCCACCGACGAGAAGCCAGUUCUGGAGGAACUACCCGUCAAUGAGCAGAACCGUGAUCGCCGUGUGAGCAGUGGAACCCCCGAAGGCGAGCAAACGGAGGAAGGCCAGAAGUCGAACGGAACCGAAGAGGUUGUUCAGGACAGGGCAGAGGUCCUCCGUACUCGCCGACUGCUGGCCAGUGGUAUUGAGCGUAUUCGAGCCAAGACACUUGAUGCACAUGGAUUCCGUCGUCUCCAGGAUGUCGUGAAGGGAGACCUUGACAUUUGGGGCGAGCAGGACCAGCGUUUCGGAGAGCUCCUGAUGGCCCUGCUAGAAUACCUGGAAGCACCAGUGGACACGAAGACUCCGAACAUCAAGGCCCAGAACCUGAAGACCCAAGUUCUCGGCACUAUCCGGGCCAUGCUCGUCCUUCACCGCAAGAAGUCCGGGCCGUACUACGCCCGUGCUCUCUGCUCCGUCCUGGCUUCCCGUUCUCAGUGGGACACCGCCAGCCAUAUCACCACUGAUAUCGAAAAGACAGCCGAGGAAAUCGUCAAGAACGGCCAGUCUUCUGACCUGAUCACCGGUAUCCUUGAAUUCCUCGAUUCCGCCAACACCCCUACAUCCCCCGCCUCUGCCGUGUCUUCAGACCAGAGCCGCCCGGCCUCCGCUUCUCCCUCCCCACGUACCGUCACCCUCGCUCUCCAGACCCUUUCUAGCCUGUUGCAGUUGUCUGCCGCCAAGGACGUACCGGUUUCUGAGACGCAGGCGCAACAGCUGGGACGUCUGGCCGUGAAGUUCCUGGGCAGCCUCGACCCCGACGUGCGCAGGGCCGACAUGGACUUCUGCGUGCAGCUGCACGAGCGCCUCGGUGGCGAGCAGGGCGGCGGGUUCUGGCAGGCCGUGAGCGGCGCCGACAAGGGCCAUCUGAACCUGAUCACGUACUAUCUCGCCAGGCGUAGCAAGGCAUAA